Peromyscus californicus insignis is the source of this 6551-nucleotide messenger RNA. It is a transcript of the gene Zbtb8a, whose product is annotated as zinc finger and BTB domain containing 8A. Bases 533 to 1855 code for a protein of 440 amino acids. NCBI's taxonomy places the organism in Eukaryota, Metazoa, Chordata, Mammalia, Rodentia, Cricetidae. Gene Ontology annotation, biological process: regulation of transcription by RNA polymerase II. Gene Ontology annotation, molecular function: RNA polymerase II cis-regulatory region sequence-specific DNA binding; DNA-binding transcription factor activity, RNA polymerase II-specific; protein binding. The transcript is spliced from 6 exons. The record is from RefSeq and is a predicted model, not a curated record.
AAUUUAAGCUCCCGACUGAAAGAAUGAUCCGCAGUGAACUGCUGGGGAAUCUGGGCGCCCCAGUGCCUGCGGAGGGUGCAGCCGGGUGUGGGCACGGACAGGGGGAGUGGGCGAAGCUGCUGGUUGGUGCCUGAAAUCUGUGCGUUGCCCCUUUAAUUGUGUCCUCAGCCCUCGGGCGUUUCUGUCCAACGCCCACGUCAGCAAAUACCUUUUGUUUCUCCCACGUUGGGGCUACUUGUUUUAGGGCGCACAGCCUCGGCUUCGGAAGGGGGUGCUUCCCCACCGGGAACCGGGAAUUGCUCUGCAGCGCGUACGAGCGGCCAGAGCUCGGCGAAUUACGGUUGUUGCCAAGCUGUGGUGGCGCACGCCUUUAAUCCCAGCACUUGGGAGGCAGAGGCAGGAGGAUCUCUGUGAGUUCAAGGCCAGCCUGGUCUACAGAACACAACUUUUCUGAACUCACUGACUUGGAGUGUUUCCUCUUUGUCCUUCAACAGUCUUCGGGUUUCAAGACUAGCACCUGUACAUUUCCAGGAUGGAGAUCUCCUCCCAUCAAUCUCACCUCCUGCAGCAACUGAACGAGCAGCGCAGGCAGGACGUGUUCUGUGACUGCAGCAUUCUGGUCGAAGGGAAGGUCUUCAAAGCGCAUCGCAACGUCUUGUUUGCUAGCAGCGGCUACUUUAAGAUGCUGCUUUCUCAGAGCUCAAAGGAGACAAGCCAGCCGGCCACAGCCACAUUUCAGGCCUUCUCCCCGGACACCUUCACCGUUAUCCUGGACUUUGUCUACUCUGGCAAACUCUCUCUUACUGGACAGAAUGUUAUAGAGGUGAUGUCCGCCGCCAGCUUCCUGCAGAUGACUGAUGUCAUUAGCGUGUGUAAGACUUUCAUUAAAUCUUCCCUGGACAUUAGUGAGAAGGAGAAGGAUCGCUACUUCAGCCUCUCAGAUAAGGACACCAGCUCUAACGGUGUAGAACGUCCCCCUUUUUAUAGCAGCGACUGGCAGGAGGAAAGUGCGUCUCCCCGUGCUCACCUGAGCCCAGACCAAGGACCGAGUGUAGUAAGUGGAAAGUUGUGGAGCAAGUACGGUUAUCCUGCGGCUUCCCAAAGGAAUACUCAACAACCACUGGCCAGUGAGCAAAGGAAGGACGCCAUUAAAAAGACCAAGCACUGGAGACUGUCGCAGCCUCCUCAGGCUGUUCAUCUCAAGUCUGGUCAGGGAGAAGCGCGGCCGUCCGAUUCUGCCAACCACGUUGCCCAGUCUGAAGAGCAAGCACAGACUGAUGCUGAAGUAGACUCUGCUCCUGCUGGCUGCCAGUACGGCCAAGGCUCUGACGUCACAUCCAGGAGCUUUCCAGAUGAUCUGCCCAGGCUGCGAUUCAGGUGCCCAUACUGCACACAUGUUGUGAAGCGGAAAGCAGACCUCAAACGCCACCUGCGCUGCCACACGGGAGAAAGGCCCUACCCGUGCCAAGCUUGUGGGAAACGGUUCAGCAGGCUAGACCAUCUGAGUAGCCAUUUCCGAACAAUCCACCAGGCAUGCAAACUAAUCUGCCGGAAAUGCAAACGCCACGUGACUGACCUCACAGGACAAGUGGUGCAGGAAGGAACCAGGCGCUACAGACUGUGUAACGAGUGCCUUGCUGAAGUGGGCAUCGACAGCCUCCCUGUGGAUCUGGAAGCUGAGCAACAUUCCAUGUCCCCCACUGAUGGAGACAAGGAUCCCCGGUGGCAUCUGAGUGAGGAAGAAAAUAGAUCCUAUGUGGAGAUUGUGGAGGACGGGUCUGCCGAUCUGGUCAUAAAACAAGUUGAAGAUAGUGAGGAAGAGGAAGAAAAGGAGAUCAAACCCAACAUUAGGUAGCUCACUGCCGUUUACACGGACAUCCUGUGUCUCUCCAUGGGCAGAGCCCGGUUAAUGGAUUUCUCCUGCUGGCUUAGAAGUGACCUGAUGUAACUUGCAUGCUUUCUGAAUAGGCCACUGUAUCCAUUCUGAACUGUGUUGCCCUGAAAUAUGUUGCUGCAUUGGGAAGACCUUGCUUGUAUUGGCAUGAUGGAUGAUCAGUUACCCUUUCUGUUAUUACACAGAUGCCAUUUUCUUUAAAUAUUGGAAAAAAAAUCUAUUUAGCAAACUUUUUUUGAGUAAAAUAUUUUAAAUAAAUCUAUCACAAAAUUUAAGAAUCUUUUUUAUUUAUUUUUAUUUAUUCAUUUUGUUUGGGGGAGAAGGUGUGCAUGUGCCAGAGCAUGUGUGGAAGCCAGAAGAAAAUUUGUGGGAGUUGGUUCUUUCUUACCAUGUGAGAUGGAAUUCAGGUCAUCAGGCUUGGUGGCAGGACCCCCUACUGUCACUUGCCAAUAAACCUGCCUACAAAAUGUUAGCAUAUUUUAAAAGCACAUAGGUUAUAAUACUGAAUCUCCCAGGGAACCAGAUAAGACUGAAUUCGGGUGUCUGGCUAUCUAACUGCGGGACCCAGCAAAUCUAUUAAAAAUUUCAAGUCUAGCCGGGCGGUGGUGGCGCACGCCUUUAAUCCCAGCACUCGGGAGGCAGAGCCAGGCGGAUCUCUGUGAGUUCGAGGCCAGCCUGGGCUACCAAGUGAGUUCCAGGAAAAGGCGCAAAGCUACACAGAGAAACCCUGUCUCGAAAAACCAAAAAAAAAAAAAAAAAAAAUUUCAAGUCUAGGGUCUUGGAGAGAUGCCUCAGCAGUUAAGAACAUUGGCUGCUCUUCAGAGGACGCAUGUUCAAUUCCAGCACCUACAUGGUAGCUCACAACCAUCUGGAACUCCAUUCCAGGGAAUCUAACACCUACUUCUGACUUCUAUGGGCACCAGGCAUUCAAGUGGUGUACAAACAUACAUACAGGCAAAACAUAAAAUUAAAGUUAAAAAGAAAUUAUUUUUCCUGGUCUACAGAGAGUUCAAGGACAGCCAGGGCUACACAGAAAAACCCUAAAUUUUUUUCAAGUCUGAAAUAAUUUAUAACACAAUUUUAUUAUCUUAAAUAGUUCAAGAUUAUGAUUGAAAGCUAACGUAAAAUGCCUGAAAUAGUUCAUAGCUGGUGUUUUUUGUCAUUAAAUUAAUAUUACUCUUGAGUGGCUGGAGAGCACAACACAAGAGCACUGGGUGUCUUUCAGAGGACCUGGACGCGUAACCCCAGUUCAGAGGCCCCCAACUUUUCAUCUGGUGUUCCUGGGCACUGCAGUAUGUGGUGUGUAUAUAAAUGCAAAAAACCCAUGCAUAUAAAAAUAAAUCUUGCUAAAAAAAUGACUCUUAUGAGCUAAUAUUGUUGGGGGUGGAUUAAGUAGAGAGGAUGGAGGGAUGGUUCAAAAGAAGCACGCUUGCCAUGCAGGCAUAAGGACAUGAAUUUGGUCCUCAGAACCCAUGUAGAAAUCCAUACAUGGCUAGUGCCAUCUGUAACCCGUGUUCAUUGGGCACAUGGGAAUGAAGAGAUCCUAGAAGUGAGUUCCGGGCUCAGUGAAGAAGCCCUGUCUCAGGAACCAAGGUAGAGAAUGGUAGAGGAGACAUCUGGCAUUGGCCUCUGGCUUCCCCAUGCUUGUGCAUAUAUGCAUAUGUAUGCACUUGUAAACGCAAGUACACACACAAACUAUGGCUCAGUAAGAGUACUUGCCCUGCAAGCACAAGGACCUGAGUUUGAAUUCCUAGAACUCAUGUGCAAAAGCCAAGCAUGAGGGUGGGUGAAUACAGGUGGUACUGAGAGCUUACGGGCUAGUCAGCCAUGCUAAAAUGCUGUUUCCGGUUCACUGAGACCAAGGCUCAAGGCAACAAGGCAGGGAAUGGCUAAGGAAGACUGUGGACAUCCUGCCCUGGCCUCCACACACCUCCACACACCUCCACACCACAUGCACCACACACAUAAAUAAUAAAUAAAACCAGGAAGCACAUGUUGCUAAAUUCAAGGGAGUUUGUGAAGAUCUGUAAAUAUAAUUCUGUUCUUCUCCUUAAAAAGAUAAACUGGAGAACUGUUUGGGGGGCACUCAGGCAGGGGGAUUGGGAUCUGUCCCUGGUCUAUGGGCAGGCUUCUGGAACCCGGUGCCUGUGGUGUGACACCUUGCACAGCCUUGGUGCAGUGGGAAGGGGCUUGGACCUGCCUAGGCUCAGUGUGCUGGGCUCUGCUGACUCCCCAUGGGAGACUUCGAUUUGGGGGAUGUGGGGAUGCGGGGUGGCUUUGAAAGAGGGCUGGGGGGUGGGAGGAGGGAGGAGGGGGUCUUGCUUCAAAGCCCAAAUUGGCCUCAAACUCAUAAUCCUCCUGUCUCAGUCUCUUGAGUGCUGGAGUUAUGAAAUGCUCAUUGUGCUAGCCUGGCAUGGUUUUAGGACUUUUUUAAAGUUAAAGAAAUUGUAAACAAACAAAAAAACCAAAAAGCUGCUGGUGAUGGUGCAUGCUUUUAAUCCCUGCACCUGGGAGGCAGAGGCAGGUGGAUCGCUUGAGUUCCAGGACAGCCAGGGCCACAUGGAGACUGUCUCAAAAAAAACAAAACAAAAAAAAAAUUCUUUACAUAGGUGUAUAGGGAUGCCAAGAGACCAGAAGAGGACAUCAAAUCUACUGAAGCUGGAAUUACAUGUUUGUAAGCCAGGCAACAUGGGAUGCUGGAAUCUGAAUUCAGGUCCUCUGGAAAAACGCAAGUGCUCUUAACCUCUGAGUCAUCAUUUCUCCAGCCCUGAUAUGUAUCUAUAUAUAAUAUAUAGAUAUAUAUUAUAUAUAUAUCUAUAUAUUUAUUUAUUUAUUUAUUUAUUUUAACAUUUACUGUACUGUAUGCUUGGGGUAGUGGUGGUGGUGGUGAUUGUGGUGGUGGUAGAGGUGAUGGUGAUGGUGGUGGGGGUGGUACAUGAGCACCAUGGGACACACGUGGAAGUCAGAGGACAAUCAGUGGGAGCUGUCUUUCCUCUGUUACCUGCUGUGGAGACUGAACUCCAAUAGUCAGGCUGGUGCCUGCAGCCUCUGCCCAGUGAACCUUCACCAGGCCCUGACGCGGUGUGGAAACAACCUCUCAAGUGCUCCUUACUCUGAAUCUGAUUCUGCUUUCAUGGUAUUCCAUUUAUGGUAUUAUUUUCACAAUUGAGUCUCAAUAGAUCAUGUUAAGCGAAGGGACCCAUUUAAAAAAAAACAACAAAACAAAAAAAACCCUGAGGCAGCCAGGGCUUGCCUAUACACUGACUUGAGAUCAGUUUAGUAAGAGUGUACAACUUAGCAAAAUCAGACCUAAGACUGGCAGUCUGCCAUAAUAAAGGUUAACUAGUUCUGCAUACUAUGGAGUUUUUCUUUUGCUUUUAAUUUUUAUAUAUUUAUUUUUUAAAUUUUAUUUACUUGAUUUUUUUUGCGCGGGGGUGUGUUUCCAGAGACAGGGUUUCUCUGUGUAGCUUUGCACCUUUCCUGGAGCUCACUCUUGUAGCCCAGGCUGGCCUUGAACUCAUAGGGAUCCGCCUGGCUCUGCCUCCCGAGUGCUGGGAUUAAAGGCAGUCGCCGCCACCACCCAGCUGCUUUUAAUUUUUUAAUUAAUUAAUUUUUUUUUUUUUUUUUUGGUUUUUCGAGACAGGGUUUCUCUGUGUAGUUUUGUGCCUUUCCUGGAUCUUGCUCUGUAGACCAGGCUGGCCUCGAACUCACAAAGAUCCGCCUGCCUCUGCCUCCCGAGUGCUGGGAUUAAAGGCGUGCACCACCACCGCCUGGCUAAUUCUGGUUUUUCAAGACAGGGUUUCUUUGUAGCCGUGGCUGUCCUGGAACUUGCUCUGUAGACCAGGCUGGCCUCAAACUCAGAGAUCCGUCUGGCCUCUGCCUCCCGAGUGCCACCACUGCCCGGCUUUCAAUCUUGUUUUAAUUAUUACUUUAGCACCUGGAUGCUUGUGGAGGCCGCAAGAGUGUGUUGGAUCUCUGGGAGCUGGAGUGACAGGCUGCUGCGUGCUCUAGAACAGCAAGCACUUUCAACCUCUGAGGCAUCUCUCCAGCUCUCCUCUGCAUCCUUUUGACGGACAGCUCCACCUAAAGCUGACCAAUGUGCCUGAGUAAGGCAACGGUUAAGAAGCAAUACCCUCAGUCAUCCUGUUACGGUCAGUUUUGGAGCUGCUUUUCAGACCGACGCUCUUGGCCUCAUCUUCAUCAACACUACUUAUCUGUCUUAGAUAAGACUGAGAGAACGCAGCAUUCCGAGACUAAUGAAAUCUGGCACCACCCAGCCUUGUGAAUAGCUAGCUUUGCAUAUUUCAUCCCCAGAGAAUCCCUCAAUAGAAAUUAAAGCUGCAAAUCAAACCCAAAGCAUUUUCUGGUUUGGUUUUUUUAAGACAGGGUCUCUCUAUAGCAUUGAUAUCCUAGAACUCAUUAUGUAGACCAGGUUAGCCUCAAAUUCCCAGAGAUCCUCUGCUGGGAUUAAAGGUAUGUGCUAUCAAGCCUGGGCCAUUUAAAAAAAAAAAAAAAAGGCCGGGCGGUGGUGGCGCACGCCUUUAAUCCCAGCACUCGGGAGGCAGAGCCAGGUGGAUCUCUGUGAGUUCGAGGCCAGCCUGGGCUACCGAGUGAGUUCCAGGACAGGCGCAAAGCUACACAGAGAAACCCUGUCUCG